This is a messenger RNA of Diprion similis, 539 nucleotides long. RefSeq names its product putative defense protein Hdd11-like. The transcript has 5 exons. The record is from RefSeq and is a predicted model, not a curated record. Gene Ontology annotation, molecular function: oxidoreductase activity, acting on metal ions. Bases 14 to 505 code for a protein of 163 amino acids. NCBI's taxonomy places the organism in Eukaryota, Metazoa, Arthropoda, Insecta, Hymenoptera, Diprionidae.
AAUUUAUUUCAGAAUGUUCCGAUUCCUGAUUUUCGUUGGAAGCAUCGUCGCCGUAACUUAUGCUUACAGCGUUGGAGCACCGGCUCACGUCUGCGAAACCAUGAUGCCGGGUCAUGGGGUAGAUCCUCAGACGACGCCGUCGCCUUACGACAUCUUGUUGAGCAAAAAUUCCAUCCUGGGAGGAGAGUCAGUCACGGUCACCGUCAAGGGUCACGACCAGGAGCUGUUCAAGGGGAUAUUGAUUCAAGCACGUCUUGGCGACCAGAUCGUCGGAACUUUUGACGUCGAUCCUGCUGACACCAAAGUGAAAACGAUCGACUGUCCGAAGGGGGAAAGGAAUGCUGUUACUCACAAAAACGCGAAAAAUAAGUCUGAAGUUUCUGUAAAGUGGGUGGCACCCGCGGAUCUCGUCGGAAACGUCGUCUUCAAAGUUACCGUGGUCAAGGAGGCGAUAAUCUUUUGGGUCGCGCAGAGCUCGUCAACUCUUUCAGUCCGCCGUCAAUAAGCAUCAACAGAUUUCGAAAUCUAAGCGUGCGGAU